AACUUACAAUAGUUCAAGUGUUCAACGCCGCACGACAGGCUAAUCAGCCUCCUAAUCAACCCAUAAUAAGAGCUCUGUUUACAAACAGAGUUUAAUCUUCCAAGAACUGUUUUUUUGUUUUUGUUUUCCGGCUUCUUGUUUUCUUUCCCCUGCUCACUUCUGUCGACUAUUCAUCCUUCACCCUAUCCGGUUUCAACAUCUCAAGAAAAAAUUGCCUUCAAAUUUCUGAAAUUAAAAGAGGGAUUAUGUUUCUGCAACUUGCAAUCAAUCAAGGGGAGAAAGAGAAUAAUUAAGCUACAUUCAGGAGAUGGAGAAGGGAGAGUCGUCUCAACGAAUUUCAGAUGAAGAAUCAUCAUUUUCAAUCCCUCGAGGAGGACCUAUUUUUGUACAUGAUUUUGUAAGCCCCCCCACAAGGGUUUCAGUUUUCGAGUCCGAUGUUUACCGUGAAUUGGAGAGUUUAAAGGCUGAAUUGGUGUCUGAUCCAACUGACUUCGAAGAAGAUAUUUCAGUGGAUGACCUCAAAUUGUACAGUGACGAAGAGUUGGUUGCCAAGGCAAUGCAAAUUGCAUUUGAGGAUGACGCGGAGGCUAAAGCUUCUUCAGACUUGGCAGAAGGCCCAUGCAGCUCAGGGGCAGAAGAUUAUCAAAGGAUGUUGGAUGCUGAUACAUCAGCUUCAUGUGAGUCCUUUGAUGGCUUUUCAUCCGACACAAGUUACAAUGGAGAAAAAGAUGAUGCUAAUGUGAAGAAGAGGAAGAGAAAUACUAAAAGUAAGGCCACUUCAAAGUAUGGGAAGACGAAGAAAUUGAUCGAUCGUGAUAAGGAUAAACAUGUUGAUGACUCCUAUCUUGCCAAAGUGGAGCAUCUUGCAAAAAUCAGACAGAAACAGGAAGAAGAUAAAGCAUCAGUGAAACUCCAUUCAUUCAAUCGUGAGAAAGAUAACUCUGCUGCUCUAUCAUCUGCAAACAUUGAAACUCUGAAAUAUCUUGAAUCAUCUGGUUGUCCUGGUAAGGUGAAGGGUUCACUGACCGGGAAACAUGGACCAAUUCAAUAUCCCGAAGUUAUUCUGUGUGUCGAGGUUUAUCACAACAAACAUGCCUGGAAAAAGACACAUGAAUUUCUGGUCCUUGGAAGUCAAACCCUGACUGAGCUGCGGGAUAAAAUUCGUUGUUUGACGGAUAUGGUUAUGCAAAAAGCGGAUGCUUAUGACCCUUCUGGAUAUUUUCUCAUAGAGGAGAUAUUCUGCAAUGACACAAGGGACCCUUCUGCUAUCAACUACAGUGAGCCAAUUUUUGAUUGGCUUAAGAAUUGCAAGAAAGAGGCACUUGCAAAAUGGAACUCCAUCCUAUCUGGUGUAGGGAAGGGUCGAAAGGUUCCUUUUGACAGCAAACCAAUAUCUAAAUUGCCUAAUUUUAGAUCAGUUGACAUGCAGAGGACUCGCUUUUGUGACUUGGGAUUCCGACUUGGCUCUGGGUAUCUGUACUGUCACCAGGGAGAUUGCAAGCAUGGUAUUGUGAUAAGAGAUAUGAGAUUGAUUGACCCUGACGAUGUACAAAACCGGGCAGCUUACCCAUUACUCGUGUAUCAAUUGAAAACGGUUUUGAAGAAGUGCUCCGUCUGUCGUAUUUACAAAGCCACAAAAGUGACAUUGGACGACAAGUUGGCUGGGGAAAACCCUUGUUACUUCUGUGAUAACUGUUAUUACCUUCUCCAUUACUCUGCAGAGGGUACUCUGUUGUAUGGUUAUGAUUCUUUUGAAGUGCACGAUUAUCUUCAAGAUUACUCUUAGUUGUAGUCUUUUGUAUUCAAAAGUGAUUGUAUAUACUUUUUUUUUCUUCUCUUAGAUUUAGAUUUUGAAUCUAAUCACUUGAUUUCUGAUGAUUAUAUAUUCUGUAAUACCAACAUGAAUGAA
This is a messenger RNA of Spinacia oleracea (spinach), 1909 nucleotides long. RefSeq names its product snRNA-activating protein complex subunit. The record is from RefSeq and is a predicted model, not a curated record. Gene Ontology annotation, cellular component: snRNA-activating protein complex. Gene Ontology annotation, molecular function: core promoter sequence-specific DNA binding; bent DNA binding; RNA polymerase III type 3 promoter sequence-specific DNA binding. NCBI's taxonomy places the organism in Eukaryota, Viridiplantae, Streptophyta, Magnoliopsida, Caryophyllales, Amaranthaceae. The transcript is spliced from 11 exons. The coding region runs from base 308 to 1786 and encodes 492 amino acids. Gene Ontology annotation, biological process: snRNA transcription by RNA polymerase III; snRNA transcription by RNA polymerase II.